CAUCUACGAAAUUACCCGACGUUUACCGAGCCGUCCGUCCAGCCGGACUGCUGGAAGCAGCCGCAACAACGCCAUGUUGAGUGAAGUCUCCCAUCUUUAUGAGAAAUUCCUACAAUGCGACUCGUUAAUGUGAUGUUACUACGCAAAGCGGAGCAAACAAACCCGGAGACGGUCAUCUAAGGAGGUAGAGAACAACAAUUCAACCGGGGAGAUCCAGGCUGGCUAAGGGGGAUACAACCCCCCUACCGUCCCCAUGUAUAGAGCAGCUACAACCCCCGACUUGAAAGAUAAAAUGACAUUUCUGCUACUAAAAGCCAGGUCUGAAUGAAAUCCAUGGCAUAAGGAUAUACACGCGUUCCGGCCUUCGUAGAGAGAAGAAACGGCCAGAUUUUGUUGGAACGUGCGACCGUUUUCAGCUGCGUAUUGUUUGUUUUGGUUUAAAUUUCUGCAAUGAGUUUGCCACAGAAAGUGGUUCCGAAACCGGCCGCUGUCGCUGUUAGUGGACACGUAACCGGACCGGCACCGCCAACGCAGCUCCGCGCAGCGCUGACCUCCGUGUCGUUGCCACCGGGAGCCCAAAACGCUCCUCCGCCGUCAGCCGUGCCGCCUACCCAGAUUCCUAGAGCAGCGCUAUCACUGGAUGAACGCAUGUUUCCCGCUCACUCUGGGGUGACGGCGGUCUACAGUGUAUCUAGACACCCUGGCCCUCCAUUCCCAGGUCAUGACCUCAGCAAAACCCACCCAAACCUGGCAGGGACCCCUCCUGGCCAUGCCACGUCCCCAGCCCUCUCUCAGGUAUCAGUUCCUGCUGGCCCCUCGUACCGCUUCCUUAAGUCCUGGGAUACAGGUGGAGCGCCUCCAUAUAACCCAGCUCAGAAUGCAGGCUCCGGCCCCCUGGUGUACUCGCCACAGACGCAGCCAAUGAACGUACAGCCACAGACUCGACCGUUUGUGACGGGACCUCGGCCAACACACCAUCAGUUCCUACACAGGACUCAAAUGCAGCCGGCGCGGCCCACCCUCCCGACUAACAACCCCUCCAUUCGGCCGGGCUCACAGACCCCCACGGCGACGGUUUAUCCCCCAAACCAGCCCAUCAUGAUGACCAUGACGCCCAUGCCAUUUGCUACCCAGACACACCAAUAUUACAUUCCCCAGUAUCGUCAUAGUGCACCUUAUGUGGGACCCCCGCAGCAGUAUGCCGUCCAGCCUCCCGGGUCUGGAACUUUCUACCCUGGACCCGGCCCUGGGGAAUACCCCACUCCUUAUGCUGCCGGACCGCCAUAUUACACUGGGCAGACGGUGUACCCACCCUCACCACCCAUCAUAGUGCCUGCACCAAUGCCACCUCCACCAACCAAGCGAGAAAAGAAACCAUCCUCCCAGAUCCGGAUCCGAGACCCCAACCAGGGUGGAAAGGACAUCACAGAGGAAAUCAUGUUUGGGAGCCGCAAUCCUACACCUCCUGCCGGACACCCAGCCUCCACCUUAACCCCACCUGCAGGGCGUCCCUCCUCGACUCCGACCCCACCCACAGGACGCCUGUCCUCCACACCCACUCCUCCACAGCGGCCCAGCAACUGUCAAACCCCAGAACAAAUGACAUAUGUCAACCAAACUCAGAGACUCUCAGAGAGCCCUGCGCCAAUGGAUGGCAAGCCCAGCUUAGCUAUAGACGACAGGCCAAAAAUGGAGUCUGGUCCCAUUAAGUCUAUAUCUCCUGGACCAAGACCUUCAGAAUCCUGUUUGGAGAAAAGAGAAAUCUCAAGUCUUCCAUUACUAGUCUCUUCUUCUCCAGAGGUGGAUGUUUCUUCCCAUCCUACAAGUGGCUGCAUCAAACCCACUGCUGCAGGAGAACCAGAAUUUAUUUCUUCUUCAGCCACCAAGGCUCAGACGUAUCAGGUCAUCUCCAGUGAGGAAUCUCUUCCUGAAGCUUCUCCCAGAUUGUCUGCUUCACCGUCCCUCAGAGUGGUAAAUGGUGUCAAUGAGCUUCAAACUCCCUCAAGCUAUGAAGAGCCUGAGGUCCAGGAAGCCCUAAAGAUGUCGUCGUCCUGCGAGAUUCAGGGUACAUCAUUCAUGGAGGAGUCUGGUCAGGAAGUUCCAGUGGCCUUGGAGGAGCUCCAGGCUGAGCACCUCCCUUCUCUAGCUGCACAUGUGCCCUUGAUCCCAGGCGUACAGGCCUCUUCAAUCACCUCCAGCACCAGUUCAGUUCUUGCGCCACCACCUGGGUUGGCACCAUUAGUGCAGUCGGUUGUACUUGAGGCGUCAGAGCAGAACAAGACUUUAGACGAUGUCCAGCUGAAAGCUCAAGAUGCUUCAGAAUCACAAACUCAAAACAACUCUAGAAAGUUCAUACCAGCCCAAGCUGUCACUGCUGUACCAAAGCCUUGGAAGAAACCAAACGACGAAGAUCUUAUGUUGGAAACGCAGAAGAAAGACAAUGAGGAGGAGACCUCAAAGGACUGCUCUGCUGGAGAUGAGAUGGUCUCACAGUCAAGCUUAGGGACAUACAGCAGCCCCUUUACAGUGCCUGAGCACCAGGAGAAGCACUCUGAGGAAAACGGUGAGACAGAGACCGAGCCUUUCAGGAACGGGGUGGAGACGGAGAGCACGGACAGUGGUGUGACGCUCGGGGACAGCAGGGGCUCCAUGUGUUCCCCCACUCCACUCAUACAGGAAGGUCUUGUGCAAUCUAAUGGAAAGAGACAGUAUGACCGGGACUUCCUGUUGGGCUUUCAGUUUAUGCCGGCCUGUGUGCAGAAGCCUGAGGGACUGCCUCCAAUCAGUGAUGUGGUGCUAGACAAGAUGAACCAAAACAAGCUGCCUCUGAGGUCUGUGGACCCCAGGUUGAUUUCCAGAGGGACUCCUCAGGAUUUCACUCCCGCUUUUGCCGACUUCAGCAGGCAGAUGGCAGGAGGACGUGGAGCCCCGCUUUUAAAUGUGCGACGACUCCCACCACGCAAGAUCAUCGUAAACCUGUCUGUCAAUGAUGACGUUCAGCUCAAGAAGGCUGAAAACGCUUGGAAACCUGGGAUGAAGAGAGAGGGUGUCCCAGAGGACCCAGAAACAAUCCGAACCCAGGAGUUGUUCCGGAAAGUUCGUAGCAUUUUGAACAAGCUCACGCCACAGAUGUUUCACCAGCUGAUGAAGCAGGUGACUGAUCUUACCAUCAACACAGAGGAGAGGCUUAAAGGAGUCAUCGAUCUUGUGUUUGAGAAGGCCAUCGAUGAGCCCAGCUUCUCUGUGGCCUAUGCCAACAUGUGUCGCUGCCUGGCCACGCUCAAAGUGCCCACAGCAGACAAACCGAAUACAACGGUGAACUUCCGGAAGCUCCUGUUGAACCGCUGUCAGAAGGAAUUCGAAAGGGACAAAGUGGACGACGUCGUCCUGGAGAGAAAACAAAAGGAGCUGGACUCUGCCACAUCACCCACAGAAAAGGAGAGACUGCAGGAGGAGCUGGAGGAGGCGAAGGACAAGGCCAGACGUCGCUCCACUGGAAAUAUCAAAUUCAUCGGCGAGCUGUUCAAGCUCAAGAUGUUGACAGAGCCCAUCAUGCAUGACUGCGUGGUGAAACUGCUCAAAAACCACGAUGAUGAGAGCUUGGAGUGCCUCUGCAGACUCCUCACCACCAUCGGCAAAGACCUGGACUUCGAGAAGGCCAAGCCCCGAAUGGACCAGUACUUCAACCAGAUGGAGAAAAUUGUCAAAGAGCGCAAGACCUCGUCUCGGAUACGGUUCAUGCUGCAGGAUGUGAUAGAUCUGAGACUGCAUAACUGGGUUUCUCGGAGAGCAGACCAGGGCCCUAAAACCAUCGAGCAGAUCCAUAAAGACGCCAAGCUGGAGGAGCAGGAGGAGCAGAGGAAAGUCCACCAGCAGCUUCUGUCUAAAGACAUGAAGAGGAGGCCAGAUCAGAGAGAACAGCGUUCACUGAGAGAGGAGACUUGGAACACUGUGCCCACUACCAAAAACAGCAGGACUAUUGACCCUACAAAGAUCCCAAAGAUCUCCAAGCCACAAAUCGAUGAAAAGAUUCAGCUGGGUCCGCGAGCUCAGAUCAACUGGGUAAAAGGCAGCAGUGGUGGAGCAAAAGCCAGCGACUCUGAGUUGACCCGCUCUGCCGGAAACACUCUGAACCGUUAUUCAGCACUACAGUCAACCACGUCUCAAUCCAGUCCAGCUCCAGCGCAAAUCUCUGAAUCUGAGUCCAGACGCUCGCUGGGAAGUCGAGGCAGUAUGGGUCGCGAGCGCAGUGAAAAGCCGGUGAGUUUGGGGCCAUCACGAUCGGGGCCUUUUAGCAGAGGUAGCAGCGCUAAGGAGCUAACAGAUAACAUGGUCCCAGAGGAGACACGAAGAGAAGGACAAGACUCACACCACACAUCUCGCAAAGCCAGCAUCUCAGAGGAGAAAUGUGAGACGGAGAACAGCAGAGCCGCAGAGUCAGUGAAAUCAGAGACGCUGCUGGUCAGCGGUGUUUCAGAGAAGCCUGUCCUGUCUGAGGAGGAGAUCGAGCGGAAGUCCAAAGCUAUCAUUGAUGAAUUUCUGCACAUUAAUGACUACAAGGAGGCAGUGCAGUGUGUGCUGGAGAUAGAGCAGCCCUCGCUGCUGUGUGUGUUUGUGCGCAUGGGUCUGGAGAGCACACUGGAGCGCAGUCAGAAAGCCAGAGAGCACAUAGGACUGCUCUACUAUCAGCUCAUACAGAAGGGCAUCUUACCCCAUUCUCAACUCUACAAAGGGUUUUCAGAGAUGUUGGAGCAGGCUGAUGACAUGGCCAUAGACAUUCCCUUCAUUUGGCUUUAUCUGGCUGAGCUGCUCAGUCCUCUGUUGAGAGAGGGAGGAAUCAACAUGAGAGAGCUGUUUAGUGAGUUAAGUAAACCGCUACUCCCUGUGGGAAGAGCUGCCAUCUUAUUUUCUGAAAUACUGCACCUACUAUGCAAACAAAUGAGCCAUAGGAAAGUUGGAGACUUGUGGAGAGAGUCUGGGCUGAACUGGGGCGACUUUCUGCCCGAGGGGGAACUUCUUCCUGACUUCAUCUCACAACAUAAGUUAGAGUUCACGGUGUCGGACGUCUCUCCUGUCUCUCCGGCCUCAGCUAAACCCAGCCUCAGUCCUGAGGAGCUCUUCAAACAGCUGGAGCAGCUUCUGCUAGAGGACAUGUCCAGCGACGAACAGAUCUUUGACUGGAUUGAGGCUAAUUUGGACGAAUCUCAGAUGAGUUCUUCACCAUUUUUAAGAGCUUUAAUGACGGCUAUAUGUAAAGCAGCAGUUAAAGAUGAAAGCACGUCCUGUCGAGUGGACACUGCUAUCAUCCAGAAACGCCUGCCUAUAUUACAUAAGUACUUCGACUCGGACACAGAGCGGCAGCUGCAAGCACUUUAUGCUCUUCAGUCUUUGAUUGUCGCCCUGGAUCAACCACCCAACCUACUCCGGAUGUUUUUCGAUUGUCUCUACGAUGAGGACGUCAUUUCAGAGGAUGCUUUCUAUCAAUGGGAGACAAGUAAAGACCCGGCGGAGCAGCAGGGAAAAGGCGUAGCGCUGAAGUCUGUAAAUGCUUUCUUCACCUGGUUACGUGAAGCCGAGGAAGAAUCUGAGGAUAAUUGACAUAAACUAGUGGCUGACGCUCAGAGGCCUCGUACUGAAACACAUAAUAAAUAAAUACCAUUCAGACUCUGUAAGUCUAGCCACAUGGGAACUUUGAAACGCUGGCCUAUUUGAGCUGGAACUCUCUACAACACGGAGGGAACACUAAAUAACUUGUAUUAUAUAUAUAGAAAAUAUUUUUGUUUUAAAGUUCGACUUUUUUCUUUUCUUUCUUUUGUUACUUUUAAAAGAAGAGACUUAAAUAGGUUCUCAGCUCUUUAAUUUAUUAUUUUUUUAAGAGACUGCAAAUACGGAGUUCUAUUUAACAUUUGCAGGCAAAAAGAACAUUGAUAGAAAUAACAGAAUAAACAGUGUAUCAUAACAGUAAUAUUAAUUUUGUUUUAAUGUGUCAGCAGCCUCCCUGGACUCAUGUGAUUCACCUUAAAACAGGGUAAAUUUUCCCCCUUUUCCCCAGUUCAACAAAAAAAAAAAAAAACUGCAUAAAGGGAUGGAGACUGUUAAUGUUGUCGAUGUUUCAGGCUGUUCAGAGAAAACAUCCGCCCCUGGUUCUUCUGCUUUGACUUUUUGCUCAAUGAAUUUUCCCAAAUAACACGACAAACACAAUAAAGAGUUAAUAUGCAUCCUGAACGGAAUGAAAAUAAUCCAGACAUCAACUUCAAAUACCUGUAUGCAUUGAAGGUGAAGUGCAAGUCAGAACAUUGUCAGGAUUGCUUGGUGUUCUUGUAAUGAAGACCUGCAGAGGACGUGUAAAACUUGUAAAUACAUUAAAGAGACAAAAAAUGAGAUUUAAAAAUGAA
This is a messenger RNA of Danio aesculapii, 6395 nucleotides long. RefSeq names its product eukaryotic translation initiation factor 4 gamma, 3a (gene eif4g3a). The record is from RefSeq and is a predicted model, not a curated record. Bases 451 to 5598 code for a protein of 1715 amino acids. Lineage: Eukaryota; Metazoa; Chordata; Actinopteri; Cypriniformes; Danionidae. Gene Ontology annotation, molecular function: mRNA binding; translation initiation factor activity; protein binding. Gene Ontology annotation, cellular component: eukaryotic translation initiation factor 4F complex. The transcript is spliced from 34 exons.